GAAGUGAAGAUUAUUAUUGUUUAACCGAGAGUUCUUUUGUAAUGCAGUAAAAGUCCUGUUAAAGUCUUUUGUAGUGUGUAAUGCAAGCAGUAAUUGUGGCAUAAUCAGUCAAGUAAAAACCAAGAAUUCAGUGUCAAGUGCUUCAAAAUUGAGGGAAAAUGGACUCCGAAGGAUAUCAUACACAAGAGGGAUCGACGAACUUUCAAAAUAUCAUGACACCUGAAGCUGGACAGAUAAAUACACAUAUGGGGCGGAUUCCAACAUCAUUGCCUCCACCCCUGCCACCUCGGUUGCAACAACCAAGUUUAGGAUUUCGUCAAACGUACAAUUCGCCCUUUGGAGGGUACCAAAAUCAUUUUGGUUAUGGUGCAGGAACAGGUUAUAGUGGGUAUGGUGGCUACAAUGGGUACGGAACGUACGGAAACUUUAACAACUAUGGAGGAUUUGGUGCAGAGAAUUAUGGACGAUACAGUGGCUAUCGUGGAUACCAUUUGGACGCUGAAAAUAGAUUUAUUCAAAUGGCCGAAGAAACAUCAAGACCUGCUCUUCAAAGCAUAGAAAAUCUUGUAGCAGCAUUUGGAAACAUUGCAUCAAUGCUAGAUUCCACAUUUUUUGCGAUCAAUAGUUCGUUCAGGGCAAUACUUGGUGUUACUGCUAACGUGGGUAAACUUCGAAGUCUUUUUACCCAAUUUAUUUCAACUUUUACACUUUUUCAAGGUUUAGCCUGGUUAUGGAGAAAAGUUCUAUAUACGUUUGGUAUAUCGAAGAUUCCACCAAAUUCUCUGAGUUUUAAGGCGGCAUUUGAGACAGCUGCUGCCCAAAUAGGAGAUUCUAACCAGAAAGAAAAAUCAAUUGGUCAAAAAGCAAGUCCAUGGCCCAUCCUACUAUUCCUUGGUUUCAUUCUGUCUGCACCGUACCUAAUAAUGAGGCUAUUAGGCGUAACUUCAACAACGUCCAUUGAAGAAAGUAAAAAUCCACAGCAAUGGACAAAUUACAUUCCUACAAGGGUUAUCUAUGAUUUUGAUGCCACAAAUCCGGAGGAGCUGACAAUACGGGCUGGGCAAGUAGUACGAGUUGCACCAAAAGAAGUUCAAAAUCUUCACUCUCUUAUGAAUACCGGUUGGGCGUUAGCUUCUCUAGAUGGAUGCGAAUCCGGUUUGGUACCCAUAAACUAUCUUUCGCGCCCAGGAGAAAUGUCUUUGCAAAAAUGAGGCUUCACACACUAUAAUUAAUUUUAAUCUUUUUUGGGGUGUUUGUAUAUGAGUGAUUAAGUAUAUAGUACCAGUGGAGUAAUUUAAAAAUUA
Messenger RNA from Lutzomyia longipalpis, 1304 nucleotides. RefSeq names its product peroxisomal membrane protein PEX13 (gene Pex13). The record is from RefSeq and is a predicted model, not a curated record. Gene Ontology annotation, biological process: protein import into peroxisome matrix, docking. Gene Ontology annotation, molecular function: protein binding. NCBI's taxonomy places the organism in Eukaryota, Metazoa, Arthropoda, Insecta, Diptera, Psychodidae. Gene Ontology annotation, cellular component: peroxisomal membrane; peroxisome; peroxisomal importomer complex. The transcript is spliced from 5 exons. The coding region runs from base 159 to 1211 and encodes 350 amino acids.